GAAACUUUAAGAUAAAAUAUAAGAUUUACCUACAGAUAAAGUAACCAUUUUAUUUAGGCCCUUCCUCCACCUCUCUCUCUCUCUCUCUCUCUCUCUCUCCAUUUUGCGGCCGCGGUUGUGUUCUCGUUUCGAGAAUGAGAUCCACCGUAUAAUUCCAGAGGAAAUGGCGGCAGCUUGCUUGAGAAACUGCCAUUCGCGAGCCCCUCUAUCGCGCAAUGAUGGACGAUUGAAGUUGGCAUCAUUCAGUAGAUCAUGCCUUAAGAUCGAUAAAACUAGUUCGGUGUCUGAUGCUACUGAAUUCUCAUCAUCAGCUAAUGAUGGUCUCAAAAUGAUUCAUCCAAUAGUUAAAAUGUGCGGGAUUACAUCAGCUAGGGAUGCAGAAAUAGCCGCAGAGGCGGGGGCCAACCUGAUUGGCAUGAUUCUCUGGCCCAAAUCUAAGCGAUCUGUCUCGCUUUCAGUAGCAAAGGAAAUCUCAAAAGUUGCACGAGAUUUUGGAUCAGAGCCAGUCGGUGUGUUUGUCGAUGACGACAUAGACACAAUAUUACGAGCUUCUGAUGCUUCCAACAUUGAAUUCAUACAGCUUCAUGGAGAUGGUUCGCGGGACUCUCUUCCGAUUCUUCUGCAGCAAAGUCGGAUAAUAUAUGUCCUACAUGCUGACGAUGGUGGAAACCUACUCAAUGAUGCUCCAGAUGAAAAUUGUCUUGUAGACUGGUUCCUAGUGGAUAGUGCAAAGGGUGGCAGUGGCAAAGGAUUCAACUGGCAGAAAUUCCGACUGCCACCAAUGAGCAGCAAGUAUGGAUGGCUUUUGGCUGGAGGUCUUCAUGCUGACAAUGUAUGCGAAGCUGUCGCGACUCUUAAACCGGAUGGCGUCGAUGUUAGCAGCGGCAUCUGCGGGCCUGACGGGAUUCAAAAGGAUCCUCAGAGAAUCUCUUCUUUCAUGAGCAAAGUGAACUCAUUAAGUUUCUAACUGCACCAAUUAGAUUCUGGCUUAUUCUGUAUUUAAAAGUAAAGCCUCUUUUCUAUUUAAGAAAAGCUGAGGUUCCUAUGUCUACUGAAGAUGAUAUUAUUAACUCUAUUGGCUCUUUACAUUCUUGGACAUAAGAUGAUGUCGAAAAGGCCAACUUAUUGAUGAUGUGCUUGUUUGGAAAUGUGCGUAAUUGUCAGCUAAAGCAAACUGAUGGUUGAAUGAAAUACGAGCAAUACAAAUGUUGUAAUCCUGUAUAAGCCUCUUUGAAAUUUGCUUUUGAGAAUAAUAGACUGAGGAUCAUGUGAA
This is a messenger RNA of Ananas comosus (pineapple), 1273 nucleotides long. RefSeq names its product N-(5'-phosphoribosyl)anthranilate isomerase 1, chloroplastic-like. Gene Ontology annotation, biological process: L-tryptophan biosynthetic process. The transcript has 5 exons. Gene Ontology annotation, molecular function: phosphoribosylanthranilate isomerase activity. The record is from RefSeq and is a predicted model, not a curated record. Lineage: Eukaryota; Viridiplantae; Streptophyta; Magnoliopsida; Poales; Bromeliaceae. Bases 164 to 967 code for a protein of 267 amino acids.